CAGUUUGACAUGGUGUGUUUUUUCUUCUCUUUGCAGACUUUGAACGAGAUGUUAUCCGCGGGACUCGCCGUGGAGCCGCCUCAUCGGGUCGGCCAUGGCCUGGGCUCCAGCCUGGGGGCGGGCCUGGGCGCCGGCCUGGGGGCGGCGCUGGGGGCUGGCCUAGGGCCCCCCUCUCACCUCCCCAUGCUCAACGCCUUCACCAGCGGAGAGUUCCUCCGGCCGAUGCCUCCUCAUAGGUGGGUACCGGGAGAGCCUGGUCCUGGCGCUGCAAUGUUUUCCCAACCUGAUUUGAGGUUUUGGCUGCACCACCAACAGCAGCAACAUUUAGCAAGGUAUGCCGCGAGCCAGUCUGUGAGUCACCACCGCCUGCCGCAGCAGAGCCCGACGCCCAGCCCGCAGGCGGCCCCGCCCACCGUGGCGCCCCCGGCGCCCUCCCCCGCCCCCGUCAACCUGAGCGCUGGCCACAAGGACGACAAGGAGCGGCACCCGCACGGCGCCACCAUGGGCUACCACUACUACCCCAUGGCAGCGCCCCUGUACCCGCCCGCGCCCUACUCGCCCUACGGCUCGCGCCUGCAGCCCCAGGACGCGCCCGCCGCCUACUCGCCCCCCGCAGCCUCGCCCGCGCCCCUGCCGCCCCCGAGCCACCCGGCCCCCAAGCCGGCCGUGGCCUCCAAGACCUUCAAGGUGCCGGUCCCCGCCGGCCCUCCCUCCAGCAGCAAGGAUAGCUCCAAGCACCGCGCGCACCAGCCCAAGCAUUCGCCCAUGUCCACCACCACCUCUACCACCUCCAUGCUGCCGCCCCUGGCCUCGUCGACGCCCAUCAUGACGACGACGGCGACGCCCCACCACCCUCUGCACUCCUCGUCGGUCUCGCAGGACUACCUCCAUCCCGCCUUGGCGCCCGCCCUGUCGGGCGCCUCUGUUCCCGCUCCCCAUCCAGCACCCGCCACGGCCGCGGCCGCCACCACCCUGCCGCAGUUCUGGAAGGGCUCCUUCAUCAGGCUGGCGUCCGGAGAGCUCAAGAGGGUGCAGGAGAUGAAGGCCGAGGACUUCGUGGCCUCCGCCGAGCGGAACCCGACCCUCAAGGCGGACCCCGCUACCGUAGUCAGGAUACAGUCCACGCACAGCUGCAGGGUGUCCAUCGCGCUCAGCGUCGGCGGCACGGAGUCGGAGAUCGAGACCACCUCGGAGCACCCCUUCUUCGUGUACGGCAACGGCUGGGCCUCGUGUUCGCCGGAGCGGUCGCUGCAGUUACUGGGACUGAGCUGUCGGACGCUGCAGGUCGGAGACGUCGUUGUGUCCUUGACGCACCGCCAGCAGCAGCAGCAACCACAACAGCCACAGCAGCAGCAGCAGCAGCAGCAACCUCCGCCACCGCAGCCGCCAAAGGCGACCCAAAGGUCUCAGGCCUCCACUGGUGCACGGGGAGGACGGGGCAAGAAGCAGCAGCAGCAGCAACAGCAACAGUUAUUACAACAACAAUUACAACAGCAGCAACAGCAGCAGCAGCAACAGCUUCAUCAGCAACAACUCCACCAACAACAACAGCACCAUCAGCAACAACAGCACCAGCAUCAUCACCAGCAGCAUCAGGCCGUCAACCUACCACCACCCACCGGCCACCCUAGAACACAGCAUCUCCCCGGCCCCGCCUCCACGCCCUCCGCCUCGGACUCCUCGGCGGCGUCCAUGGCCGGGAAGAAGCGGCGGUGGUCGGCCCCGGACCAGCUGGCCGCCGCCGCCGCCGAGGAGGCCGCCGCCCAAGCGGCCAUGCCCUCCAAGCUAGCUAGGGUCCCGGAGUAGCACGGGCAGCCCGUCCUCGCUCCCGUCCGGGAGUGACGUGCCACGCUGUGGCACGUCGACGAGGGAAAUAAAAGAAACGAAAGGUGGCUAGACGUGUUGCUUGAAUUCGCUGGACCGGACAACGGGCCCUGUGCGGGCAGGAGCCUGGCACGACGUUCUAGUCACCUUUGUCCCUCGUCGGCGUGCUGGGCUGGAGUUCCUAGCACUCGUACAUUGUGCUGUACAUUGCCUUCCGCGCCGCCCCGCGCCGUCACGCUAUGUCUGCAGCGCGUCAUUGUGAUCUCACUGCUUGUAGGGACUUUUGAGCAGAGCGAUGUGAUAGGAAAAUCUGGGACUUGGAUCUCUCGCUGAUGUAUAGCAGGUCCCAAAGCCACGUUUCGUGUUGAUUAGUUUAUUUAGCAAAGCGUUCGGGAGCGUUUUUGGAAACUCUCGUGACAUAUUGUCACGAUUGUGUGAACGCAUCCAGUGAUUUCCUUAUGUAUUGACUGGACUUACUGUCUGGAUUAUUUCUUCUUUUUUUUUAUUUGUCAUUGUAGCUCAUCCAGUGAUUGAAGAGAUUAAGUUAUUCUAUCUGUUAAGAAAAAAGAUUUUACUGGAAGAAUUAGCUCAUCAAACCUGAUAGAACUGACAACAUUAUCGGGCUCAUUUGACGCUAAUUAGUACUUAGUACUUUUCUAGAGUCAUUCUCCUUUUAUCAUUUAUGUAAUGCAUUUUAUUCAAUCGUACAAAGACUUUUAUUUUUGCGUUGGAAAGAAUUUCGUGUUAAUGCUUACUUUAAUUUGUGACUGAAAAUUGUAAUUUCUGUCUGUUAUGAUUUAUUUUUUUUCAGACGGAAAAAGAAACAACAUCUCAUUUAAAAUUAAUUUUUGUGCAAUCAUAAUUUUUUAGUACAUUCUAUUCUGUGGAUGUAGAGCUUCUGCUCAGAUGUAGAGCAACUGUGCCAAAACCAUUGCCAUAUGACGCACAAUACAAAUUGUAAGUUAUUUUAGAUCUGCGGGUGAGGUGCAAUGGGUUGUUAUUUUUUAAUUAAUUUUAUGAAGAUUGUUGCUCUUGCAAUCAGUGGAGGAAGAUUAUUGUAAUUUUGCAUCCAGAAAUUACCUAAAGUGUUCCCUUCCUCUUUCUCUCUCUUCAUCUCUUCUUGCUUUCACCUAUUUUUGAGAAUAUUGACCAGGAGCUUAACAUCCAAAGUACCUAUCUUACUAUUUUCUGUGUCCAUUUCAAAAUUACGCUGAGGAGAGAGAAAUGUCUGUGGUUUGGUGCAUUUUUGAGCUGUUUUGCUCUAAUCCUGUCACCUAAGGUGAAGCUAACUAUGUGCCAUGCAGUAGACUUUAAUUGUGAGCAGCAGCUUCAACCAAAUUAAAUAUGUAGCCAUUAUUUGUAGUAAGAGGUGGUCUGUUGACUGAUCUCAUUGCCAUUUGCUUUGUUGUCUGAUCAUGCCUCUGUCAUUCUCAAAUGGCAAAUUGUGGUGCUGUUUACUUCUGAUAGGAAAUUUUAAAUUAGAUUGAGUAUGUUAUUGACUGUUGGUCAUUAAAUUUUAAAAAAUAAAUGAUUUAUUAAUUGUUGACUAUAGUCUAUGUGUGAAAGAAACACAAAUGAAAUGCAUAAUUAUUGAAUUGUAUAUAUACAAAGGCAUUCUGACCUAGCAGUUAUGCUCUUUUUGUUUAUAUUACGUCGCAUGUGGUGAUGUCUGUGAUUUAUGAUAUUGGUAAUCUUUUUGUUGCAACUUGAGUUAAAUUUCAUGUUAAUGUUAAUUCUUGGACUGAUGGGCAGGAAAUUCUGAAUGAACAAGAAUUGUUCAUUGUGGAUUUGUAUCCGACCAUGGUAGUUGUGUAUUUAAUGAUGGAACUGAUUGUACAUAUUGUUUUUGAAUUAUGUAAAGUGUUACCCACUAUUAAAGCUUUGUUAAAUUAAAAAGUAAAAUAGAAAUUUA
Molecule: messenger RNA, 3736 nt
Organism: Frankliniella occidentalis (western flower thrips)
Lineage: Eukaryota; Metazoa; Arthropoda; Insecta; Thysanoptera; Thripidae
Product: histone-lysine N-methyltransferase 2D-like
Exons: 5
Coding region: 10-1806 (598 amino acids)
Biological process (GO): regulation of DNA-templated transcription; anatomical structure development
Cellular component (GO): nucleus
Molecular function (GO): protein binding; RNA binding
Source: RefSeq, a predicted model, not a curated record